Messenger RNA from Vidua chalybeata, 4422 nucleotides. It is a transcript of the gene TINCR, whose product is annotated as TINCR ubiquitin domain containing. The record is from RefSeq and is a predicted model, not a curated record. The transcript has 5 exons. Bases 1 to 264 code for a protein of 87 amino acids. Lineage: Eukaryota; Metazoa; Chordata; Aves; Passeriformes; Viduidae. Gene Ontology annotation, molecular function: protein binding.
AUGGACACGCUGCGCAGGAGCCUGUCUCGGUGGAAGAGGUACCACAUUAAGGUGCACCUGGCUGAUGAGGACCUGAUGAUGCCCCUGACAGUCAGGCCCAGGGACACGGUGAUGGACCUACGGGCUCUCUUGGUACGGGAGGGCAUCACUUCCUGGAAGAAGACAUUUUAUUACAACUCCAGGCAGCUCGAGGAGCACGAGACCCUCAAAGAAGCCAAUAUCCAGAAUGGUUCUGUCCUCCUCCUUGUCAGCAAUAAAAGAUAAUGCCAAAGAGCACAGCCAAAGCCAUGAGGGACGGGGAGUGUGACAAGGGCUGAAGGGAAGCAGAUGGAAGAGAGCUUGCCCAUGGAAAGGCAGCCUGGCCACCAGUGUUGGUAAGUCCCUCCCUGCACACCAGCUCAAGGACUGUUCAGAAAGCAGCUCCAAGCGUUUCCAGCGUGGUGCCCAUGAAUAAUUAACCCAAACAAAACAACAAACAGUGUUUCCUCAUCAGCAUGCCAUGUGGACCCAGCUGCCAACAGAGGAGUGUGGUGAGACUGACUCAGCUCCUGAGAGCAAUGAAUCAGUGAAAUGCCCAGGAAAGGGGAAUUCUGCCUGGGCAGAGGAGCAACAAGGAGCUGAGGAGGACUUUGCUUAGGGCCCUAGAUGGGGACAUGGGACAUCUGAGCCUCCUUCUGACUCCUUCUCAGGGUUCUGCACUGGUCCCUCACUUUCCCCUGCUCCAAUAACUUCUGAACCAGCUGACCUGAUUCAACCCAAUCUGAUGGAAAAAGAGAGGUCUCACAGACCCAGGAUUCCUGCAAUUUUCAUGAACAAACAGCAGCUGGAUAGAAGAGAGACAUUUAAGUUAAUAUCCUAUUGAAGGAAAGAGCAGGAAGAGCUGGUUUGGUUGCUGUCCUUCAAAUGAUGCAUCUCAUCACAUGGCAAAGAGUAGGAAAAAAACCACAAACCACCUAGAAAGAGCCACAGGACCAGCAGAAAAAGAGGUGUGGACAAGACCAAGGAGCAGCACUGGAAGCUGUGUGAAUUAUUCCUGAGUGUACUGCAAGAUGGAGAAGUUUGAAACUUCACCGUGCUGCCCUGUGGAUGGGACUGCUGCUUGUUGGGACUGCUUACCUUUGUGAUCCUGCUCCUGCUGGAGCAUCACAGACAGGGUUAUCCAAAGCACUGCUGUUUACCUCCUCCUCUGAGCUGCAGCCAGGCCUUUCCAGCAGCUCCUUCUCCUGAGCUUCAUGAGCAGAAGGCAAGCCCAGGCAGGUCAUCUCCAGCAGGAGCUGUGCUCUAGUCAGGCAGCUCAGGCUGGGGCAUGUUCCUUCUCCUGUACCUGAGACAUGCAUGCAUCAAAUGUUUCAGUUUACAGGGCCAUCACCCUGGCAGCUUUCCUCGCUAAAUUUACUUUUUAAAGUUCCAUCAGUGUUGUAUCCAGAGGGAAUGGAGGAACAGAUGCAGCUUGUGGAGUCUGGCUUUAAUUCACCCGCCUCAUUUAAUUUCCUGCCCUGCCUACUAAUCAAUGAGUCUGCACUAGCAGCCCUGGGAAUACCACGGGUUUUCCACAUCCAGGAGAAUUCAACACAGUGGCUGAACUCCCAGGGUCUCAAGCAGGCUGUCACUGUCCUUUGAGGCCACUUCAUGAUGGAUUUCCCUCCCCCAGAACCCUUGCAGACACUCUCCAGCCCACAGCAGCUGCUCCUCAUUUCCUUGCAGGGCACGGGGCAGCUCUGUCCCAUUGUCCCCACCCAGGCCUGUGUGACAUUCCCUCCUGGAAGUGCUCUCCUUCAAGGGUUUCAGCCCCAGGCUUUGCUUUUCAGGGCCACACACACACUUCUUGCUGGGGCUGUGCUGUGUCAGACACGCUGCUGGGGCCAUUUGGGCCUCGUCACCUCCCAGGGCUCCCAGUGGGACCAGCAGAGCCUGGCAGGGGCUCCUUUCUCCCCCACAGCCCCUGAGUGUGUCACUUCCUGUGCCAGCAGAGAGAAACACAACUUUCCCAGGCAUCCAUCUGGGAAAGGUCUGUGAGAAACUCAGAGAAAAGAAUGAGAAACAAUUCUUACCUUGCUACACCUAGUAUUGGAAACAUGCAAAAUGUGUUAUAAAGAUUUGUCCACCAAAAAGUACUUUCUUAAUUAACCAAUAGCAAUAGUGUUUUAAGUAAAAAACCAAUUAAGUCAACCUGUAGCGAGCUAGUCUAUAAAAGAACAACAGCUUUCUUAAUAAAAAUAUAUUAAUCAACCUUCUGUAAUACAUAAAGCCUAUAGCAAUGAUUACCUGGCCGCUGUGAUAACUUCCAGGUGUCCCUUCUCCAAGGACAGUGGCACCAUCUCAGCUCAGUGCUGCUGUCAGGCACUGCCUCAGGGCUGUCAGGAAGCACCAGUGAAAGGAUUUCUGGCACUUUUGCUUUGUUUAAGCAGACUUCCUCUGUCCUGGGGCUUUUUUUGGGCUCCUGUUAAUUGCAGGCAGUGCUGCUCUGUUGUUUAAUCAGCUGGUGUCAAAGGCUGCCUUUGCCUGGUGGUACCGAUUUUGUGACACCACAGCUUUGCCUCGCAUGUUAUAAUCUGUACCAGAUUGCUCUUUGCCUGCUAAAAUGGACAAUUAGGAUCCAGUUGUAAUGCAAAUCACACAGUGGAAUAAAAGCUGUGGGGAACAAAAUCCCCAAUACGUAGUUAUGUCAGCCUUUGUUAUGGUGUGAUGGCUUCUGCUCCUGCUCUGUGAAGGAUCAGGGGGAGAGAAUCUGUCGUGCCUUUGUGUUUUAUAGGCACCAGCUCGAUGUAAGGCUGCCUUUAGGCACUGGCAGCCCUGAGUGUGUGUGUGUGUGUGUGCAAACCUAACAGACAGAUUCCACCCACACUGGAAAUUUGAUGAUUGCCUUGUUUUUUCAAGGCUCUCUUUUAUAUCCUACAGGCCAUACCCAUGGGGUAAUUGCCAGUCUCUGCACAGGGGCUGGGAUGACGUGGUGAGAGAGAAGCACAGAGAUGCUGAAAUUUCAGUCUGCCACAUUAAUGUGCUCCUAAUCCUGAUGGCCUUGUAAUUGUGAUGCUGUCACUGGUGUCAUUGCAGUUGUUCUUGUCACUGUUUUCCCAUGUUUGGUGCUAAAUAUUGUAAAUGAAGAGAAAUAUUUAGAUUUGUAAAGGAAUCUAAAUUUACUGUGGAAUUAAACACACAGGAGCCUGAAAAGUCAAAUGGAAGAAGUAUGUUUUCAUUUCAAAUGCCAAGUCAUAGCCAUGUAAAGUGAUAUUUUGUUGAUACAGCUGCUUUUACUGCGGAUCUGCUUUGCAUUUCCCCGGGCCAUGGGUAACAAAGAAUGAAGCUGAACAGUUUUCUCAUCCUUGAGAACUGAGGUGGAAUAUCCAUGUUGGUAAAGUGUUAAGAGCUGGAGGUCAGUGUUGUAAGGGUUUACCUGAGCUUGUGCCCCACCUGUGAGACCCAAAGUGAGAACAAUGCCUGUCCAUAUCUCAUGGAGAUGCUGGCUUCCAGAGAGCAAGGAACAAGUGUGAGCCAGAUGGAUGAGCUGGGUUCACAGUCCUCCUAGAAGCUAUGGCAACAUAACUUGUAUAUCUACUCAGAAAAGCCUUUGCAACCACCAUAAAUGACUUGAAAUGGCCUUAUUUUCCUCCCAGCAGUGGAAUAAGCAGCUUCAAUGGGGAGGAGUAAAUCCACUUGAUUACACAUGUUGCUGGGAAUAACACUCUUAUUGGUUAUUACUAAUAACCCAAUCUAUUAGUGGUAGUGUGGCUGCUGACACUGGCAGUCUGAUCUGCCAGGGAAUAACUGCACUGCUCCUAAAAUUCCAAUUACAAUGGAACAAGGGGACUCAGAAGGGCCUCAAGGGAGGAAACUCAGUAGGAAGCAAAGUCAACAUGGAGCACUUGGGUUAUAAAGAACGUGUGUGACAAAUGAAAUCUAUCUUUGGAGGAGCAUUUCUGCCUGGCAAGGCUGAGCUCUUUCCAUCCUGAUGCUUUCCUCAGGCCAUCCAUGGUGUUUGUGAGUCAGGUCAUGAGGUGAUGGAGGUUUUAGCUUAUUGGCUGAUCUUCUGGAGGAACGAGGGGCUUCUAGAGCUUGGGUGUGCAAAGCAGCUCAAGCUUGGGGCUUCACUCCAGGAUUUAGAUGAAAUUUCUCCAUUGAAAUCAAUGGCAAAGUACCUGAUCACCACAGCAGGAGUGUUCUCACACAGCAACACCCUGGGAAAUUCUCUCUUGGAACAGAUCAGCUUCUGCUCUUAUUUAUGCAAUUAUAAAUUCAGUGUAGCUCCAUUUGAAACAACUGUUUUCAUCUGAUGCAAAUAAGAUCAAGAUCUGGCCCAGGCUGCUUUUGUACACAAUGGAAACUGACUGAAUUAUGGAAAACAGGAAACAAAUCUAAUGUAAAUCUGAAUGGAAAUAUCAUGCUCUCUGUUACAUCAGAAUAAAUUGGAAGGAAGUCUGUUGA